CCACCUUCCACAAUUACAAGUAUGCAGUUUAUCUACAUAAUCCUCUGCGUGUGCAAUUAGGCAUGCACAAUGUUAAACCCAGACUGCAAAUCAGGCUUGCUCCAUUACAGAAUCAUACAGAAGACAGAGGAAAAAGCAUAACCAGAGAGCUCAAGUUAAACUUGUUGGUGAAUAUUGGGCAGGAAGGAAGAGCAAUCCAAGACAGUGUUGUUUGUCAGAAAUGCCCUGUGGCAGAACUUAAUCUGUGAAGCUGUACCAGUGCUGCUGUAAGAAAAGAGUAAGUAUGAGAGUUUAAUAUUCCAAUGUCGAGCUUCCUGCAGAGCAUCUGGCUUGGACUCCUUAAAGGAAAUAGGGUUAGCGACAGAACACGGUAGGUUUUUCGUACCAAUGGUGCAUUCUGCAGAGAAGCUAUAGAAACGGAGAAGAAGAUAUAAAGUAGCAAUUAAAAAUAGCCCACCUUCACCAGUAACAAUACAGAAAAUACUUUCCACGCUAUGUAAGUAAUAUAUCAACAUUUUAAGCUGAUUAAAAUUUGAUAAACUACUAACUUCCCCAUUUUUUAAUAGGAAGGCUGGGACCCGAGAUAAAACAGUGUCAUGCUGGGGAGGACAAACACCACAGCAUCCAAUAAACUUUUUAUGCAUUUAUUUUGCUAAGACCGAUACCCGUUUCCUUUGUAACUCUUUGUUUAUUAAUGAGUUGACUCAUCCAGCGUCCAGCCACUUGUUUCCACACCAGAGAGAUGGAUUUGUGCCUCUGCCAAGUGGACUCAGAGGCAGAGAUAACAGCCAGCAACAACAAUAGUCUUCCCCACUCCAUUUGCCAAGAACAAUUGGCAGAAAGGACUCAGCGAGCCACUUAUCACCAGCACGCUGGACGGCUCCGAAGCUCUGGAAGCAGAGGGCUGCCACUUGCCCACCACAGACAAACAGCAGAAUGCGGCCUAGAGCCGAGCCAGUAUGGCAGGCCUCACCUGGCGGGAGGCAGAGGUAGGCAUGAAGGCCAUGCUGACAACGUAGGAUGUUGGAUGGCUUGAUGCUGAGGUACGGUUUGUUCACUAAUCUGGACAUAUCAUCUAAUUAGUUGGGAUCUUCUCAUACAAAGUGCUGUGUUUUUGAGCAUGAGCACAUUGGCACAUUCUGCUGUACAGGGGGUGUGAAAGCCACUCACAGCAGUGUAUGUUUGCUCUUUGGCACCUGCUUCUCUUGCAAAAUGUUGAGCACCUGCUCAUGUCAAGCCAGCUCUGCUUGAAGCUGAUGACUCGCUUGCUCAAGAGAAAAAGAAUCACAGGAUUGUUUCAGUUGGAAGGGACCACUGAAGGCCAUCUAGUCCAACUCCCCUGCAAUGAGCAGGGACACCUACAGCUACAUCAGGUUGCUCAGAGCCCCGUCCAGCCUGACCUUGAAUGUCUCCAGGAAGAAAAGCAUAGAUAACUUCUCUUAGAGGAGUACUGUCAAAAUUUGACCUUGAAACUGCAUUGUGGCUCUCUCUGGGAGAAAAUCUCCCUGUUGUGAGUCAAAUCAAUUCAUAUUACACAAAUACAAUAACAGUCCCUCUCACAGCUGUACAGCAAUUAUUUGCACGGCUUUUUGGACAAAGCAGACACCUUAAUAAGUAGUAAUUAAGCUAAUUAGAAAGACAAUGAAGAUGGAAUUCAUGUGACGCAAAGCUUGUUGUGGGUAGUGAAAUAUGACUCAAUACAUUUAAUUUAACACAAGAAUAUGGGAAAUUUCGGUGGUUAGGGUGGUAAGCAGCAUGAAGUGGUCUACUGCGGGUUGUUUACUGCAGCUGGCCUUCAUACAGCUAAGCCCCCUUCAGAUUAAGGAGAAACUGGAGCAUGCUAAUUUGUUCUGCAUUUCUUUCUCUGCCUUACUCUAGUUUUCUUCAUAGUUUGACUCAAUGUCAGAAACCACCUUCGCAGUCUAUCUCGGUAGAGGUUAUUUUUUGUUAUCCUUUCCUCUCUCUGGUCUACACAGCUAUUAAGAUCCUUCAAUUCCUUUUCCUGCAGCUCUGUCUUUUCCAUAACUUCAGCUAAAUCUCUCAUGUAAGCUUUUAUUGUACCAUGUGCUGCUUUUCAGCUCUUGCAACAUUCUCUUUGUAAGUGUCACAGAGAUGCAUGCCCCCAGAAAAGCCAGGUGUUAAGUUAAAAUUUUGCUUUUACUUGUUUGAUCAUGUUGCUUCUCACUUCUGACUUCAAAGCUGGCUUCCGUGUCACAUUAUAUUGAAUUUAAAACUCUAAGUCCCUCAACACAGGGACAUAAAGUUAUUGUUGCUUUCCAAACUUUACCUUUCCUCGUAUUUUGAAUUCUGAAGUUAGGAUUUACUGAGCCAUUAACGUUAUUUUUGUUUCACAACAUGGAGGGGAGGAGCAAAAAACAACGUGAAGAUGGCUUGCAAUAAAAUUUUUCAGAACUGCUGGACAAAGAGAUGAAAAUGCUACUGAUUUCCGAGGUGUGGACAUUGCCAGCGUCUCCAGCCAACUUGGAAUGAUCUGGGAGAUAAAUACAACAACAUGGAAAACCCACAGGUCUAUGUUGUUAAAGUGGAUUGUACUACAGACACUCCACUGUGCUCUGAAUUUGGCGUCCGAGGAUACCCUACUUUAAAGCUGCUUAAACCAGGACAAGAACCUCUGAAAUACCAAGGCCCUAGAGACUUCCAGGCGCUGGAAAACUGGAUGUUGGAAAAACUGAAUGGGGAACCACCUGAUCCAGAAUCUGUUGUGGAACCACCAAAAGCCCCCGAACCUAAGCAGGGAAUGUAUGAACUCUCAGCAGACAAUUUCAAGACGCACAUAGCAGAAGGUAAUCACUUCAUCAAAUUCUUUGCCCCUUGGUGUGGUCACUGCAAGGCUUUGGCCCCAACUUGGGAACAGUUGGCUCAAGCCUUUGAACAUUCAGAAACUGUAAAGAUUGGCAAGGUCGACUGUACCCAGCAUUAUGAGGUCUGCUCUGAAAACCAAGUUCGUGGCUAUCCCACACUCCUCUGGUUUAGGAACGGUGAAAAGGGUGACCAGUACAAAGGGAAGAGGGACUUUGAUUCCUUGAAGGAGUAUGUGGAUUCCCAACUGCAGAGCUCUGGGAAAGAACCACCAGCAAGUAAACCCACAGAAGCCCCACAGCCGCUUGCAGAACCCACCCAGGCUGAGCAGGCUGCAGUGCUGUCUCUCUCUGAAAAAGACUUUGAUGCAACCAUUGCUAGGGGAAUCACCUUCAUUAAAUUCUAUGCUCCAUGGUGUGGUCACUGUAAGAACUUGGCUCCAACGUGGGAGAACCUUGCCAAAGAGCAAUUUCCAGGUUUGACUGAUGUCAAAAUAGCUGAAGUAGACUGCACUGUGGAACGUAACGUCUGCAACAGAUUUUCUGUACGUGGCUAUCCUACGCUUCUGCUUUUCCGAGGUGGAAAGAAAGUCAGUGAACACAACGGCACGAGAGAUCUCGAAUCACUGCAUAGCUUUGUUUUGCGUCAGGCAAGGGAUGAAUUGUAAUAAAAGUCUCGAUGCUCCGUCCCUGGCUGUCUCUGUACAGUAGUUGAGGGAUUUAAGUCAUUGCUAAUUUGCAAAUAGUAUGUGGGGGGGUGGGGUGGGAAGUGGGGCUUUUUUGUUUGGUUGUUUGUUUUUAGGAAAUGCAAUGUACUGAACAUUGGUAUCUUCCCUCUGUGUGUUAAAGACAAGCUAACCUGCUUGUGAAGGAAAACUAACAAGCAGUUUUAGUGUGCAAACAGAGAAUAUUUUCAGUAUUAGUAGUAUUGCUACACUUCUGCAUUCCCGCAAUGAAGUGUAAAUGGUUUCCAUUGAGACUAAAAUACAUUAAGAAAACCAAAUUAAGGGCACCAGCAGAAUAUUUUUGUCUUCAGGUUAGAUUUGGUUAAAAAAGUAAUCCUUACAAACUGCACACUAGUGCUUAGAAAGCUAAAAGCUGCAACUGUGUUAAAUAACUACUGCCUCUACAAUGGUACUUCCAACCUGUUUGUCUUAAUGUAGCUGCUGGUUAAGAAAUGGAAAGUCGCAGGAGGCUGAAAAUGCACACGUUUGGAAGAUACCAGGCCACCAUGAGUUGGCUGUUUCCUGUUAAUCCUCUCAGUGUGGGAGGUCUAGCCAUAAUGAAAGCAAUGGUACUGUAACAUGUGCCUGAACAUUACUGAUGCCCUAGUGUAUGUGUCAGGUGGAUGUUUUUUUUUUUUUGUAGACUGCUUCUUUUCAGCUCUAGAGGACUAACUAUGCUCUACUUCUACAGAGCCAGAGUGAACUGGCUCUAUUAUAGCUACUUCGUUAUUAUUAAACGAUCAGUUAGACCUCAGAGCUGAAUACAUGCAUUUCCUACCCUCACCUGAAUCCAGACUUUGCGUUGACCUGCUCCUUCUUCAGAGCACUUGGAGAACAAGUAGUACAAUGCAGUUUUUCCAUUCAGCUGUUCAACAGUAGUCUAAAAUAAUUCCCCACUCUUCUUGAGCCUUAACCUUUUUUCCAGGUUGUAAGUAAGUAAGUGUUGCUAAGUUUGAAUGUUAGGCCCAUGCACUCCCUGUUGCCUUGGAUUGUGAUACGGAUCUGUUCUUUGGUGCGUAAGAUGCUCCAUGUUUGACAAUUGAAAGCCAAAGAAUGUACACUGCAGCUACUGUCACAGUACGAUGACAGCAGCAAACCAAGGACUGAAUCGUGCCAUCCCGCGUGCACAGAAACUCAUGGAACGAGUAUGACCGACUACAGGCUAAUUUGACUAAUCUGUCAAAAUGCUGACUAUAUCCAUCAUAUGGAGUAGGUUUGGUUUUGUUUUUAAAAAAAAGCAGAACAGCAAUGAUGAACUUUUAAAAUCAGUGGAUAGCUCCUGAUAUCUCACUUUGCUGUCGAGAACCUUUUGGUUCUGUUCGAUCUAAAAAUGUGCAAGGGUGAAAAAUCCACAAUGGAAGCUAAGUAAGUGUUGUACUGGCAGAUGUGUUAGAUCACUGUAUAUACUUCUGCCUUAAAGGAAGCCUUUAUUAUCAUGUUUUUAACAACUUUCUAGUGAAGCACAAUCUCAUGAGUUUCUUGUAUAAAAUAAAUCGAAGUGA
Molecule: messenger RNA, 5046 nt
Organism: Numida meleagris (helmeted guineafowl)
Lineage: Eukaryota; Metazoa; Chordata; Aves; Galliformes; Numididae
Gene: TXNDC5
Product: thioredoxin domain containing 5
Exons: 12
Coding region: 2513-3487 (324 amino acids)
Biological process (GO): protein folding
Cellular component (GO): endoplasmic reticulum
Molecular function (GO): protein disulfide isomerase activity
Source: RefSeq, a predicted model, not a curated record